AUGCCGCCAUUGACGCUAGAAGGAGAGACACUCGGCGAGAAGCGCCGAAACUUCAACAAACUUGUCGCAGACGCAGUCGCUAGUAAACAUUAUGAACUAACGCCGAUUAGUGACACAGAUAGCGACAUAAAUAAUCUUCUGAAAAUAGAAAUCGCUUGUAAAAACAGAAAUGUAGACUACGUCAUCGAAGUAAUGAAAUCCAAAGACAUGCUGUACGCAUCGACAGCUAUUAAAAAGUCCACGUGGCUAAUCACAGACCCGCAGUACGCAAACAUCAUCAACCCUGAGUACCUACACACACAACUAAAGCCUUACAUGACCACCAAAGCAUUUAACAAACUCAUGCUUCACAUCAGACUCAAUCUGAAAGAUGAAAGUCGAGUCGAAACCUUCUAUGAAUAUUUUAAAGAAACAGAAAACGCAUGCAAAUGGCUUCAGAACUGUUCUAUACCUUUUAUUGAAAAUGUUAUACAAAACGAACGCCUCGUUCCGAAGUGGCUCUUCGAACGCUUAUGUAAUAGAUCUGAUAAUUUUCUAGCAUAUAAUAAUCGUGUUCAGAUAUACCCAUACGAGCGAGGAAAUUUAGUCCUAUUUAUGUUAAAGUCUCAUACUGAAGAAGUCCUAAAUAUAUUCGAAGGCGAAGAAGUAUCACGCGCCCCAGAUUUGGGCAAAAAGAGAACAAAAUUUCUUUUAAGAAAAUGCCCAGAUAGAAUAUUCAACAAUUUCAAAAAAUACAGCACAUCACUCGACAACUCUAUGCUCGUAAAACAUGUAAAAAAAAGUGAAAUAGAAGCAUUCCUAUACCAAAAUGCAACCGAAUUAGCUUUCUAUUAUGAAGACAAGAAAUUUAUGGAAUUCAUAAGAAAAAUGGACGAAAAAGAAAGGAUAGAGUUUAUAAGGAAAGCUUUUAUUGACAGAACUGAAAUGAUAUUUGAAGAAGAAAAUAUAAAACACAAACUAUGUGUGAAUGAAUCUGAUUACAAGGACAUAGUAAACAUUUUAGAGAAUAUGUUUACGUUAUUGAAAGAUUGGAAAAAAGCACUCUCUGAUUACCCAGUUGUGCACGAACAAAUUCAAAAACUAAUUCAGAUAAAAGAAGAAAUGAAUUGGACUACAGAUUUGGCACAUUUAUACAAUAUGAACAAAUCGUGGCGCAAGUACUUGUUUGAAGUGUCCCUAUCACUCUCAUUGUGCGAGGAAACAUGCCUGAAUGCUCUGAAGCACAAGCCACAGCUGCUGACGCGUCACGACAAUCAAAUACACACGUUGCGAACUAACGACGCGGUCUCACUGCGCCGUGUGCUCGCCAAGCUGCGCGUUUACUGGCCAGACUCACUCGCCCGGCACUGGACAGAGGCUUACAUGCAAAGUUUAAAUGAACCUACUGGACAAAAAGCUGUUAUUAAAGGUCUCUUUGUACUUCUUGCUGCAAAUGAAGUGGUAAAACUGUCGAAAAAAUAUGUUCCAAACGAUUUCGACAUAAACUGGGGCGACACUGACCAGAUUGACAUUAUCAUGCGAAAAAAUAUUGCGAAUCAUUUGCACAUAGUCAGACCAUUUGUACCUUUAGAUACAGUGUUAUGGUUUGCUAAAGUAAUGGAGUUCUUAGACGAGGACUUUGUCGCCUACAAGUUAUUGUCUCAAGCAGUAUCAAAAUUCGAUACGUCGUGGCACGGAAAUCAGUAUUUACCAUCCCUUGCGUGUUUCAUAUUAUGUGGUCGAAAUGAAGAAAAUCAAGUUCAGAGGUUUAGGAAGAUCAUAUCCGUGGUCAUCAUGACGCGUUUAACGUUAGAAGGCGAUACACUCGGCAAGAAGCGCCAGCUUUUCAACAACCUCGUGGCAGACGCGGUCGCUAGCAAGCAUUAUGGUCUAACACCAAUUAAUUAUACAGACAGUGAUUUAGACAAUCUUCUGAAAAUAGAAAUUGCGUGUAAAAACAAAAAUGUAGACUACGUUAUCGAAGUAAUGAAAUCCAAAGACAUGCUGUACGCAUCGACGGCUAUUAAAAAGUCCACGUGGUUAAUCACUGACCCGCAGUACGCAAACAUCAUCAACCCUGAGUACCUACACACACAACUAAAGCCUUACAUGACCACCAAAGCAUUUAACAAACUCAUGCUUCACAUCAGACUUAAUCUGAAAGAUGAAAGUCGAGUCGAAACCUUUUAUGAAUACCUUAAAGAAACAGACGACGCGUGUAAAUGGCUCCAACACUGCUCCAUACCUUUUAUUGAAAAUGUCAUCAAAAACGAACGUCGUGUACCAGUAUCGGUAUUCAAACGUCUGUGCAAGAGAUCUGCUCACUUUCUUUCAUACCAAUCACGCGCUGAAUCUCGGUUUAGGAGUGUACAAGAACACGUAUUAUUCAUGUUAAAAUCACACACUGAAGAUGUCAUAAAAAUUUUUGAAGAGGAUAAAUAUCAUUAUAUGCCCAGUCUAAAUAGAAAAAGGACAAAAAUCAUAAUGAAAAAAUAUCCACAAAAAGUCUUCGACGAGUUUGAUAAAUACUACGGAUCCCUUGACUUAUCUGAAUUUGCGAAAUAUUUACCGAAAAAUGAAAUUAAAACGUUUCUAUGCAAAGCAACGCAGUAUAUGUUUACCCAAAUAGAAACAUGGCGAUACUUCCUCAACAAUAUGGAAAAAGAUGAUAGGUUUGAAUUUGUUAAGAAAACUUUAAUCGAUAAAACUGAAUUUGAUAUUAUAACCGAUCAAAGUAUACGUAAAUUUUUAGAGGAGACCAAUACUUAUCAGUGGUAUGAGUUUCUUCCAUUUGAUGUUGCGUUUUCUGAAUUAAAGAAUCUUAUCCGGAAGCAAAACUUACCGGCAGAUCGGUGUUCCAUCCUCACAAUCUUAAUUAGUAGCGCUAGAAAAAAUCCGGAUUAUAUUAAGGCAUUACUGAAGUAUUAUUAUGAAAAACACAUCAAUGAACCCUACAAAUAUAAGAUUCAGUUCGUUAACGCUCUGUUGUCGAAUGUAUCAACGCACGAGUACGACGUUGAAACUUGGAAUUAUUUAAAUCAAUUGUUUCAUAGUAUGGAAGUAUACGUCGAAUCAAAUAACGACGUCCGACAUUGUCUUGAAGCCAUAAUACUGUACAAUGUUAUACACGAUGAGCCAGUACCAGAAAUAGUGGAACAAAAACAAUCAUUUAAUACUUUUCGAAACAAGAGAAACGCGUUAAAUGAGGAACAACAAAACAAAUUAUUCACUUACAUCCUAAACUCUACAUGGUCAAAAAUUAAACCUGAAAAUAUAACAAACGAGUCCCAAUUAGAUAUAAAUUUGCGAGAGCUAGGGAAUGUAAUGUUGUUGUUGAAUGAUUGGAAUAAAACCAUCACUGAUUAUCCCUUUGUACUCGAAAAAAUACAAGAGUUAACAAAAAUAAAGGAUGAGAAUAACUGGAACACAAACUUGACUAACUUAUACAAUGUGAACAAAUCGUGGCGCAAAUACAUGUUUGAAGAGGCGCUGUCACUAUCACUGUGCGAGGAAACAUGCCUGAACGCUCUGAAGCACAAACCACAGCUGCUGACGCGACACGACAAACAGAUACACACGUUGAGAACUAACGACGCGGUCUCACUGCGACGUGUGCUCGCGAAGCUGCGCGUCUACUGGCCGGACACACUCGCCCAGCACUGGACAGAGGCUUACAUGCAAAGUUUGAAUGAACCUACUGGACAAAAAUCUAUAAUUGAAGGUGUCAUUCUACUAUCUCCUAUCGACCAAGUAAUACAACUGGGAAAGAAAUAUAUUCCUGCCAGUUUCAAAAUAAAUUGGAGUGACGCUAAUCAAACCGAAAUUAAUAUACAGAAAAAUAUUGCAAAACAUCUACACAUAGCACGGCCGCUUGUAUCCUUGGACGCGGUGUUGUGGUAUGCUAAAGGUGAUUUCUUACAGAACGUUACUGCAAUGAAUAGACAGCCAUGA
Molecule: messenger RNA, 3930 nt
Organism: Spodoptera exigua (beet armyworm)
Lineage: Eukaryota; Metazoa; Arthropoda; Insecta; Lepidoptera; Noctuidae
Source: the annotation of a GenBank genome assembly